AUGGCUCGAAGGCAAACUUCUCCGCUCCUCAACUUACCUUCAAAUAUCUUGGUACGGAUCCUCGUCACCGUCAACGACGCUCAUACUGUCCUCGUCUUCUCUCGCACCUGUCAAAAGGCCCACAGCAUCGUCUUCUCUGGAAAUUCGAGUGAAUUCCUCUGGAAGGAGUACCACCGCCAAAGGUUUAACGAUCCUAACAAGACAGCUCAAGAAAGGAGGUUCUAUGGUCUACUAUGUCGAGGCGAAGAUCUCAAUCCUCCUCAAAGCUGCAGAACGAACUGGCGACAACGCUUUAUGUCUAAAAUGAAGGCCUUGAAAACCAUUGACGACUUCCAUAACACUGCAUCUCUCAUUCGAACGACGACGCAAGCCCUCGAGGAGAUCGCGCUCAUGUUGAUGAAUCUUCCUGUCUUUAGGGCACCCGACUUGGACUUGGACUUCACGCUUGUGGGUAGAGCUCUCUCCGAUUAUCCGUUCAGCCAUCCGACUUGCGAGGUACCCCGCGACUCAGCGCUCCUCCGCAACAACCUCGAGUACCAGACGCUGUAUGACAGGUACCAGAAUCACUACGCUAGACUACUUUGCCUGACGUCGAAACAGCUGGAGCAGUACCGAGCGAUUAGGUCAAGGGGCCGCAUAGUACCUCAGGAAUGGGACGACGUACGCACGGAGGCGCGCUGCUUCGUCUAUAACUCCCCAAACUAUUCCCCAGCAACAUUUUGGGGACCUAUAUUUGUAGACAGAACAGCCGAUUGGUUAGAUAUCAAGUAUAUCAUGACGAUCGUCUGGAUGGCAGCGUUGGAGGUACCCCAGUUCGUAAUCGAAACUCCGUAUCUUCCACCUGUAGGCCUGUCCGGCAUUCGACCUCGAUCAGCCCCUGGACCGUACAAUCCUGCCGAUUGGGCUGGAGUUGAAGGUAGAAACCACAGAUGGCGUUGA
Molecule: messenger RNA, 939 nt
Organism: Coprinopsis cinerea okayama7#130
Lineage: Eukaryota; Fungi; Basidiomycota; Agaricomycetes; Agaricales; Psathyrellaceae
Exons: 1
Coding region: 1-939 (312 amino acids)
Molecular function (GO): protein binding
Source: RefSeq, a predicted model, not a curated record